Messenger RNA from Drosophila busckii, 1570 nucleotides. Its product is annotated as ribosome biogenesis protein NOP53. The transcript has 4 exons. NCBI's taxonomy places the organism in Eukaryota, Metazoa, Arthropoda, Insecta, Diptera, Drosophilidae. Gene Ontology annotation, molecular function: 5S rRNA binding. The coding region runs from base 75 to 1520 and encodes 481 amino acids. The record is from RefSeq and is a predicted model, not a curated record. Gene Ontology annotation, biological process: rRNA processing; ribosomal large subunit assembly. Gene Ontology annotation, cellular component: nucleolus.
ACUUCUACCGACUGCACGUGUUGGCGUUUAAUCUUAAAUUUUGGGUUCGCUUGUUUUUGUAACUGUAAAGCGCCAUGGCUGCAGCAGCAUCGAUUGCAGUUAAAAGGAAGCGUAUAUCCAAGAAAAACAAAUCUGCCUGGCGUAAAACAGACAUACAAGAUGUCGAACAGUUCUUGGAGCAUCAGCGACAGGAGGAGCGCAUUGGCACGUUUGAGGAAAAGCAGGAUGCGGAUCUGUUUACCAUAGAUGCAUCGCCGCUAAAGGCGCCGCCCAGUUUAUUGAGCAUAAAGCAAAAGCGUAAAUUAAAUGCAAAGAAACCCAUGCGUACACAUUUGGCGCUAGAGAAUACGUCCAAGGUGCAGGAUCCCAUAGUUAGCCGCAAUCAUGUGAAACAAAAGCAGAAUGGUCGCAAUAUUGAGCAGGAGGUGCGCAAUCCCACCAAGCCGCGUCAUCGCCAGGCCAACAGCGAUCGUGCCUCGUACUAUGAAAAAAUGGAGAAGCGUGCCACAGAUAAGCAGAGCGGCAAGCGUGUGAACAACAUGGAAAAGGACAUUUGGAUAGAGGAAGACUUUCGUGAUAAGAUACCUGGACUUAAGGAUGAAAAGGGCUGGAUUAGCCGCAACCUGGCGCUGCACAUAGCCGGCAAUGUGGGCAAGAAACUGGUCAAAACACAUGCCAGUCUGCAUCACAAGACCACCAAAGCCAAGAAAUUCGAGCCACCACAUCCGGGCAUGAGCUACAAUCCAACGCUGCGUGCACAUCAGGAGCUGAUAGAUACUGUCGUCGACCGCGAGACAGGCAUUAUAAAGAAGGAGCAACACUUGAAGCGCGUAACCACCAGUAUGUUCAGCAAGGUAACGCCCGAGGAGCGUGACAAGCGGCGUCUUAUGGAAAUGAGCGAGGGCAUGCCAGACGCUGAGCAGGAGCAAGAAGCAGCUGGCGAAGAAGCGGAUGAGACAGAGGCUAAACCCACAGACAAUGCUUAUACCACAAUCAAUGCGCCCGUGGAGAAUAAAAAGAAGAGCAAACAAGCGCGCAGCAAGGAGCUGAAACAAAAGGAACUGGAGCGACUGCAUCAAGUGAAGAAAGCGCUCAAGAAACAGACAGCCGAUCUUAAUAGAAUCAAAUCCAUACGCGCGGAGCUAAACGAGGAGGCUGAGGAGCUCAAUGAGCUGAAGAAGCGUCGCAAGCAGACCGUGGAACGCAAAAAGUUCGAGCCCAAGCGCUUGGGUCGUCACAAGUUCGAGGAGCCCGAUUUGGAUGUGAAUAUGCCCGAGGAUUUGGCCGGCAAUCUGCGCAAUGUGAAGGUCGAGAGCAAUUUGCUUACAGAUCGCUUCAAGCUGCUGCAAAAGCGCAACAUGCUGCCCACGACGGUCGCAGUUACACGCAAGAAGUCAAAGGUCAAACGCUAUCCGCGCAACUCGCACAAGGAGGCGGGCACUAGCUAUCAAGAUCUGCGGGAUCAGCGCAAGGCAGCAGCAGCGGCCGCAAAGGCCAACAAGGACACCAUUAAAAUAUAGUUGUAAAAUAUAAUUUUUGUUUUUAAUAUAAAGCAACCCUACUAUAUUAA